This is a messenger RNA of Phaedon cochleariae (mustard beetle), 2145 nucleotides long. NCBI's taxonomy places the organism in Eukaryota, Metazoa, Arthropoda, Insecta, Coleoptera, Chrysomelidae. The record is from the annotation of a GenBank genome assembly.
AUGGACGAAUCCGAAUUAGAAUCGCAAGAAAUCGGAAAAAUAUUGGAUAUUAAAAUUCCGAAUACAUUCAUCAAUGUACUGAAAGCCAAUGGUAUCUUCGACGGAAAAAUUUUGGCAGGUCUGACCACAGACGAUAUUAAAGGAAUGGAAACAUACAUGAGAGAAGUCCUUCUAUAUGUAUUACCAAAAGAAGAACUUGUUCUUUAUUACGGAAUUUUUUCCCACAAGCCAGAAAUAUUCCAAUUCACAAUUGGAGACCGAAAAAUUCUCGAACUAUUACAAACAUAUUUCAAUAAGAAGUAUAGUAAAGGCGAUAUUAAUAUUUCGAAAAAUAUCGAAAAAGAAACAAAUGAUUCGUUAGCUCUUCAAAAAAAAAAUAUCAGUCAGAAGAAACAAGAAAAUUCAGGAGAGAACAGUAACGAGUUGCUGGAGUCUACUACAGAAAAAGAAGAAUUAGCCGUGAAGAAUAUCUUACAUAAUUGGUUGAGGAAUAAAUGCACGGACAGUCAGUGGGCUAUUAUCAGUAAAAAAUUAGAGAAUAUAAAAUUUUCGUUCCAGACUGACUCAUCUGCUUGCGUUUUCUGCAGGAUUUCUUGUUAUUGCAAAAAUGAUAACGUAUUUACUGUUUAUAAACAAUCUCAGUCGAACACAUAUCGUAAACGUUGGAUACUUGGAAAUUUUUACCGGCAUAUGAUGAACAAACAUUUGUCGAAUUUAUCAAGAUCUAAGGUCAUUCGUAAAACAAAAGCUUCAGAUUCUGUAGAUGAUGAUAUGGAACCGAGUUUGGAACCAAAAAAAUUUAAUAGAUCUAACACACUUCUGAAUUACGUUCAAGUAUCAAAGAAACGGAGAACCAACGAAGACAUUUUCAAGGAGGAUUCCACUUCUGAGAUCAGUAUCAUUGAUGAUAUUGAAGGGAGCACAAAAAUUUCGGACAAUGAAGAUAAUGUUACUUUUCUAAACAGAUGUAGUGAUGCAGUUCCAGAAAGAGAAAAGCCAGAUAUCUGCAUUCUCAGCGAUGAGCUUCUCCGAGGACCAAUCUCUGCCACCUCCACAAAUGAAUCAAAGUCAUCGCUUGAAUUAUCUCCUACAGAUGGAAUUUUUGUUCAUCCGUAUUCAGAAACAGAUAAGGAGAAUAUAAGCCCAACUCAUAAUAGGUUGCGAGAAGAUCCUACCAUUUCAAAGGAGUUUGAAGAUUUUGGGGAAAAUGGCAUUUCGAAAUGGAAGUCGGAGAAGUAUCAAAGGAAAGAAAGAUCUCGUAGAAAGCGAGAAAAGCUAAACGAGAAUCAGCAUCUGAUAACAGAUUAUUAUCCAAUGAUCAUAAACACGAUAGAGUAUUUGAUAAAAAAUGAGCCAGAUAUAACUGUUGAAUACCUUAAUAUUUUGAUAUCGUGUAAUAGAGAUUUAGUACAACAACCAAAUAGUUCUGGAAUGGAAAUGAACAAGUUUUUACAAAUCCUUUGUGACAUUUGUAAAACCAAUUCAUCAACAUCAAAAAACAAAUAUAAUUACUCCAUCAAACAGUUUGCUUUAUAUAUGUAUUAUAUCGGUGGCCGGGUUUUCUACGAAACGAUUCAUGCCAAUUUGAAAAACGUAGUGCCUUCCAUCACCACUCUGAACAGAUAUGUACGUAAUGAUAAAAAAUAUAUUAGCGAAGGUGAUUUCGAUUUUGACGGAUUGGCUAAAUUUAUUGAGGAACGAAAGCUGGCAAAAUAUGUAUGGAUAGCCGAAGAUUGCACCAGAAUAAAUGGAAAAAUAGAAUACAACCAGAGGAAUAAUAAAAUAAUGGGGUUCUCACUGCCAUUAUCUAAUGGUAUACCAGAUAUCAAUACCUUUACCGCUACUUCUGGCGAAAUCAUACAGUCAUAUUUCAAUGAAGCAACGAAAGCACACUAUGCCUGUGUAAUAAUGGCACAGCCGUUGAUGAUGAAUUCCCCGGCUUAUUGCCUUUCAAUUUUUUGUACAGAUAAUAAGUUCAGAGCAGAGGAUGUCUCUCAGCGCUGGGCUUUUAUCAAACAAAGUCUUUUCGAACUAGGAGUUACUGUAUUGGGAUUUUCUAGUGACGGCGAUACUCGGUAUUUCAAAACUAUGAGGAUUGAAUCUGAACUACCACUUCCUCCAGAUAGGAGAUAUUUAUCGCAGUGA